UCCCCUGAGCUAGCCAAAACAAACCCUUGAGCCUCGUACGCCCUGACCCGAAGGACCUGCCUGCCAACCCUUAAAUGAAGCCUCGGCCCAACAGGGAUCCUCGUGAUGGCAGAUGAAACUCAGCAAACGGAAAUACAAGCGCCAAACGACGAGGAAAAUAAACGCUACUGCUGGGUUUGCUAUGCCAGUGAUGAAGACGAUGAGACCGCACCCUGGGUCAAGCCAUGCAAGUGUCGGGGAACCACAAAAUGGGUGCACCAGUCCUGUCUGCAGCGGUGGGUGGACGAGAAGCAGAAGGGCAAUUCUACUGUCAAGGUCAAUUGUCCUCAGUGUGGGGUGGAAUACUUCAUUGCCUUUCCUAACAUGGGCCAGCUAAUGUUGUUCCUGGACAGAGUUGAUGCAUUCAUAUAUAAGGUUUGCCCAUUUGUGGCAGCGGGUGUGGUGGUUGGCUCCAUCUACUGGACUGCUGUGACUUAUGGGGCUGUCACUGUCAUGCAGGUUGUGGGCUACCAGGAGGGCAUGACACUCAUGGAACAAGCAGAUCCCUUGGUACUGCUGGUGGGUCUGCCCACUAUCCCUAUCUUCCUCAUUCUGGGCAAAAUGGUGCGCUGGGAGGACAAAGUCUUAAAACUCAUCAGAGCAUCAGUUCAGAGACUUCCAAUCCUCAAGUACCUUUUACCAGCAUUCAGGUAUGAAGAGCCUACUGGAGUGAGCACCACAGCAGUGAUCAGUGAUCCCGUUAAUGCCACGAGAGUGUUGUGUGGGGCUCUUUCCCUCCCCACUCUAGCCACUACUGUGGGACGACUCUUCUUCCCUGCAGCUCAAGACAACCUAACAAGAACACUUCUGGGGGGAGUCUCCUUCCUGGUGGUGAAGGGACUGUUCAAAGUGUACUACAAGCAGCAGCAACACGUCAUGCAGAGUAGACGCAAAAUAAUAGACUACCCUCAGGACCCCUCCACUUCCCCUCCCCCUCCUCCUCCCCCUCCCCCUCCUAGCCUCCCACCACCUGCCAGGAGACAGAACAGCAGUACUUACGUCAGCAACAAUAGUGAGACUGAACAUUCAAAUUAAAGGGAAUUUUAUAUUGAAAUAGAGCCACCUACAUAACUUAAAAGAAUGGUGAUUGCAAAACAUCUCUGUUGAAGGUUGAUCUUGCCUCUCUUUCACCAGUCAUUCACAUAGCACUACUGAACUUGAUCUUAAAGAUACAACUUAUCUAGGAAACAUGGUCUCUUCCCAUUGCCUGACUUCAAGCUGUUUCUAUCCAAACAUAAUAUUCUCUUCCACAUAAUUUACCAAUGACUACAAAUAUCUUCCUUUGUCCUAUACUUGUUCCUAAUUGUCAACAUUACUACAUAUAGAAGUUUUUUUAUUUUAUUUUAUUUAUUUUUUUUUUAAUGAAACCAGCAUUUUAUAUAAGAGCUAGAUUAGCUUGAUAUUAACAUCUUGAAAUGCUCUAUUGCUUGCAUUUUACAUUUAUACACAACAAGAUAAUGUGACCACAAGACUUUCCUAGUUCAUCCAUCAUACUGUAGAUUUCCAAAUGACACAUUCCUUAUCACAAACCACAACUCAAUGCUAAACCUUAAUGCAUCAGUCACAACUGUUAUGUCUUUGCUCACAAUCCAGUCAUAAAGUGAGGGUAAAUUUGCCUUUGAAUUAAUUAAUAAACAGACAUCCUUUCAUCUACUUAGUUAAUGAUGGCAAAGCUUGUUUAUUUCACCUUUCUUUUCAUGACAGGUUGUUUGGGACAAAUAAUUCCACCAAGAUAAUUUUUAGCCUAUAGAAAUGCAACUCUCAGUACAAAAAAUAAGAAAAAAAAAAAUUCUAAUCAGCAUUCAUGUGAAAGAUGUAAAUAAACCUGCUUGUCUUUGUGAUAGGAAUUACCAUCAUUUUGUUAAUGCUUUUGUAUCUUGAAUUUAUGAACACUGUAUAAAAAGUUAUUGUGAGAGAAUUAUUA
Messenger RNA from Portunus trituberculatus (swimming crab), 1963 nucleotides. RefSeq names its product E3 ubiquitin-protein ligase MARCHF5-like. The coding region runs from base 106 to 1074 and encodes 322 amino acids. NCBI's taxonomy places the organism in Eukaryota, Metazoa, Arthropoda, Malacostraca, Decapoda, Portunidae. Gene Ontology annotation, molecular function: zinc ion binding. The record is from RefSeq and is a predicted model, not a curated record. The transcript has 7 exons.